This is a messenger RNA of Ziziphus jujuba (common jujube), 1502 nucleotides long. Its product is annotated as protein STRICTOSIDINE SYNTHASE-LIKE 10. Bases 116 to 1231 code for a protein of 371 amino acids. Gene Ontology annotation, biological process: biosynthetic process. Gene Ontology annotation, molecular function: strictosidine synthase activity. The record is from RefSeq and is a predicted model, not a curated record. NCBI's taxonomy places the organism in Eukaryota, Viridiplantae, Streptophyta, Magnoliopsida, Rosales, Rhamnaceae. The transcript is spliced from 3 exons.
CAGAUACAGCACGUGUAACACAAGGUCUGGUCCAACUCUCCCACAGACCGCGUACAGCUUCAGAGUUAGCUUCAGCUUCCAAAGAAAUCAAUCAAUCAAUCAAACGGCCAUAAAAAUGAACUCGAAGCUGCUGUUCACGGCGGCAGUGGCGGCGAUAUUGUUGGCUACCUAUCCUUAUCCAGAGAGCUUCAAUAUCUAUGCGCCGCCGGCCAUACCAGGCUCACGUGACCACCUCAACAGAGCUGAGAUUAUCAGAGUAGGUGGGGCGGUCGGACCCGAGAGCAUCGUUUUCGACCCGAAUGGAGAUGGACCGUAUACUGGGGUCGCCGAUGGUCGGAUUCUCAAGUGGCAGGGAAAUGGUGGUGGUUGGACUGAUUUUGCUUCAACCGCUUCUCAGAGGAAGGAGUGUGAUCGCCCUUUUGCUCCAGAAUUGGAGCAUGUAUGUGGGAGGCCUUUAGGGCUACGCUUUCAUAAGAAAACUGGAGAACUCUACAUUGCUGAUGCCUAUUUAGGGCUUCAAGUAGUAGGCCCUGAUGGAGGUUUGGCAACUCAAGUGGUCAGUGAAGUCGAAGGUCACCCUCUUCGCUUUACCAAUGAUAUGGACAUUGAUGAGCAAGAGGAUGUGAUUUACUUCUCAGAUUCUAGUACAAACUUCCAAAGAAGGCAAUUCAUGUCAUCCAUCUUGAGUGGAGACAAGACAGGAAGAUUACUGAAAUUCGAUAUAUCAAGCAAACAAGUGACAGUCUUACUGAGAGGCCUUGCCUUUGCCAAUGGUGUUGCAUUGAGCAAAGACCGGUCCUUUGUGCUAGUCGCUGAAACAACAACUUGCAGGAUCCAUAGACUCUGGCUUCAUGGUCCAAAUGCUGGAAAAGUCGACAUUUUUGCCGAGCUUCCGGGAUUCCCUGACAACAUAAGGAGGAACUCCAAAGGGGAGUUUUGGGUUGCAUUACAUGCCAAAAGGGGACUUCUUUCAAAAUGGGUUGUAUCUAACACUUGGGCUGGAAAUUCAUUGCUGAAGCUUCCUCUUAGCUUCAAGCGAUUGCAUUCCCUCUUAGUAGGAGGAAAGGCUCAUGCAAGUGCUAUCAAAUUGAGCGAGAAUGGAGAAAUUUUAGAAGUUUUAGAAGACUGUGAGGGAAAAAGCAUGAAGUUUAUAAGUGAAGUGGAAGAGAAAGAUGGGAAGCUGUGGAUUGGGUCAGUUCUAAUGCCUUUCAUAGGCAUUUUUAACAUUUAGUGGGACCCUGAAUUGCAAUUGUAGCUUUGUUUCUUUUUCCUUUUAUCCUCAUAGUCUUGUAGAAAUUAUAUUUAGAAACCAUGUUUUGAGCUACCUCCAAAAUCAUGCAACCAAAUAAGAGUUGCAUUGCAGAGGAAAAUAUAUUGUGUAUUGUAGAACUUUCUGCAAUGUGCGCGUAAGAUGUUGGAAGCUCCUAUAUUAUUAGAACAGAAAUAUUAAUUUUUAUAAAGAAUCUACGUAGCAUAUUGCUUUGUAGCCCAUAUUCAAUCUA